This is a messenger RNA of Chaetomium strumarium, 1743 nucleotides long. RefSeq lists its product as uncharacterized. The coding region runs from base 145 to 1572 and encodes 475 amino acids. The record is from RefSeq and is a predicted model, not a curated record. The transcript is spliced from 2 exons. NCBI's taxonomy places the organism in Eukaryota, Fungi, Ascomycota, Sordariomycetes, Sordariales, Chaetomiaceae.
CGCGACACAAGAUCCGAGCCACAAGUCAACAAACAUCUCUGUGUCCCCUUGCGGGGGAUAGCGCAAUGCGGGCGUGCUAAGCCCAGGCCUUCGUAGCAGCGCGACCGUAUCUUUCUUCCACGCUUUCUCGUUGCUGGCGCCGCAAUGUCCCCGCCACUGUUUCGGAUACCGGUCCCGGUGAUGAUGCCGCUGCCCGUCGCACCCGCGUCGAAGCUUCAAGUCCGCGAUGAGCAAAACGACGGCGGGAAACCCCAUGCUCAACUCGCCGUGUUCAUUUUCGCCGGUCUUGCGGGCGGCGUGGCCCUUAUGUUUCUCACCCGCUUCCUGUACCGCAGGUUCUUCCGUUCGCGCUACAGAUACAAGCCGGCGAUUCACCAAGAGGACUCGCCAGCCACACGCCAGAUCGGCCGCCGCCACCAAGACGCCGUAGAAGACGCAUUAACAGAUGCGUACGUGCGGAACGAUGACAGCAAUCCGUCCACGGCUGCCGUUUCCGAGGUCCAUCGAAGCGCCUCGGUCCGCAGUGUCAUGACGCUGCCCCCAUACCGGCCCAAGCCGACCGAAACCGAGGUUGUCCUCGGCCGGGAAGGCGAGCGUGACGGGAUGGACGUGGUGGUAGAGAUGCGCACGGCCGAGGAGGAAGAAGCGCUUCGCGACGAGGAGAUGGAGACGCUGUACCAGAUUCGGGCAGCUCGCCGCCGGAUAAUCGAGGAGCGUGAGGAGCGUCGGCGCCGGCGUCGCGAGGCGCGUGAGAACAACGACUUCGGCGCCCUCCGCCAGAUCCGCGAGCAGGGUCGCGGCUCCACUACGCACGAUACGUCCGUGAUCGAAGGGCUCCGGCAGUCGCACGAGCGCGUGCGCGAGGCGCGCCAGCGCGCCGUCAACAGCAUAGCAUAUGCCGACGUCGGCAUUGCUCACGCAGACGGCACGCGCGUCCGCACAAAUAGCACCGAGAGCAGCGAACGGAUCGGGUUGCUGUCCGAUGCCGCGAGCAUCUCGGCGGGGAGUCUGUUUCGGCGGCGGGACCGGAGCGCGAGCGCGACGCUGAGCAUCGACACAUCGCUCACGCUGCACGACCGGGCCGAGUCCCCGGCGCUGUCAACGACGGGCGGCAGCGGGAUGUAUCGGCUGGCUAGCGCGGGGCGAACUCGGUCCCGAACUAAUUCGGGCGCUACCACGCCGAGGAUCCCGACUCCCAGCGUCUCGACCACCCCCCUGGCAGGGUCAUCCCCUGAGCUCGUCGACGCUGAGGAUGCCGACCUGGGGGAUAUUGGUAUCCCGCCCCCGGGGUACGACGAAGUGAGCCUGGGCGAAGUGACGCCGAUGCAUUCGCCCCGGAGCUCGGAUGUAUCGGGGAGGGCGAGCCCGUAUCCUGACCCGCCGCCCGACUACCCAGGCCCCGGCCCAGCCGACGCGAGAAACAGUCGGCUUUCAGCGCACAUGGAAGAUCUCGCGGCCCAGGCUCGAGGGGACGACAACGCUAGGACAAGAGGCGGCGUGCCGAGACGGCCAAGUUUGAGACUGCAACAAGUCCCACAGAUUGUGAUUGAGCCGUCGAGUGCGCGUCCUUGAGCGUUGACCGUGAGAGGGGUUGUCGGGAUUUUAACUUGCUGAUUGUUUAAUGAGGCUACGACCUGGGGCUGAGAUUUUAGUUUGGGAUAGAGCGCAAUGGGCUGGCCCGGAUUGUUGGAUACCCUUGGGUUGGAGGCACCGGAUUGUAUAAUUAUACAAGGCGCGCGGGAA